UCACAGAGUGGCACUGUGCCCUCGGUUCUAGUGCGCAUCUGUCCCCUCUGAGGAGCUGACUACAGGGCUGGACUCUGUAGCCCAAGGGGCAGGGCCUGCGGGAGUGAUGAGGCGGAGGCGGCAGCCUGAGCCGAGACGCCAUGCAGAUCAGGGACGGGGCAGGUUCUGCCCCUCCCACGGCCAGGCUGCAGGACAUCUGAGGCCGUCACCCCUUGGAUGGCUGCCUCCUUCAUGUCGUGAGAGAGACACGCACACGUGAAACCACGCCGGAGGGAGCCAUGGACCUGCUGCGGGAACUGAAGGCCAUGCCCGUCACGCUGCACCUGCUGCAGUCCACCCGCGUCGGCAUGUCCGUCAACGCCCUGCGGAAGCAGAGCUCGGACGAGGAGGUCGUCACGCUGGCCAAGUCUCUCAUCAAGUCCUGGAAAAAGCUCCUGGAUGCUUCAGAUGCCAAAGCCAGGGAGCGGAGAAGGGGCGGGCCUCUGCCCACAUCGUCCUCCAAGGAGGCCUCCGAGGCCCAGGACCCCAGCGGGCCUCUCUCCAGCCGCAAGAGGCCAGAGCUGCCCAGGACGCCAUCGACACCCAGGAUCACCACGUUUCCUCCGGUGCCGGUCACCUGUGACGCCGUGCGCAACAAGUGUCGCGAGAUGCUGACCGCUGCCCUGCAGACGGACCAUGACCACGUGGCUGUCGGUGCAGACUGUGAGCGCUUGUCGGCCCAGAUCGAGGAAUGCAUCUUCCGGGACGUGGGGAACACGGACAUGAAGUACAAGAACCGCGUGCGGAGCCGCCUCUCCAACCUCAAGGACGCCAAGAACCCCGGCCUGCGGCGCAACGUGCUGUGCGGCGCCAUCACGCCCCAGCAGAUCGCCGUCAUGACCUCGGAGGAGAUGGCCAGCGACGAGCUGAAGGAGAUCCGCAAGGCCAUGACCAAGGAGGCCAUCCGCGAGCACCAGAUGGCGCGCACGGGCGGCACGCAGACCGACCUGUUCACCUGCGGCAAGUGCAGGAAGAAGAGCUGCACCUACACGCAGGUGCAGACCCGCAGCUCCGAUGAGCCUAUGACCACGUUCGUCGUCUGCAACGAGUGUGGAAACCGCUGGAAGGUAGUUCUGCUGAGCCCUGCGCAUGUGUGCCUGCAGCCUUGGGCCACGGCCAGUGCGGGCCGUCGCCCUUUCCCCAUCCUCUGCCAACAGAUACAGCUUCUCUGGAGACCUGCUCUUUGCCCACCUGGCCUUCCUCAGAAGGCAGCACACCCUGCCCCCCACCCUGCCUGCCGAGCACCUUUCUUCCUCUUUCCCCCCCGUUAUUAAAUGUUUCUUUUUGCCA
Molecule: messenger RNA, 1329 nt
Organism: Eubalaena glacialis (North Atlantic right whale)
Lineage: Eukaryota; Metazoa; Chordata; Mammalia; Artiodactyla; Balaenidae
Gene: TCEA2
Product: transcription elongation factor A2
Exons: 10
Coding region: 279-1313 (344 amino acids)
Biological process (GO): transcription elongation by RNA polymerase II; DNA-templated transcription
Cellular component (GO): nucleus
Molecular function (GO): nucleic acid binding; zinc ion binding
Source: RefSeq, a predicted model, not a curated record